This is a messenger RNA of Amphimedon queenslandica, 1505 nucleotides long. RefSeq names its product acyl-lipid (8-3)-desaturase-like. The transcript is spliced from 14 exons. The coding region runs from base 62 to 1432 and encodes 456 amino acids. The record is from RefSeq and is a predicted model, not a curated record. Gene Ontology annotation, cellular component: membrane. Gene Ontology annotation, molecular function: heme binding; oxidoreductase activity, acting on paired donors, with oxidation of a pair of donors resulting in the reduction of molecular oxygen to two molecules of water. NCBI's taxonomy places the organism in Eukaryota, Metazoa, Porifera, Demospongiae, Haplosclerida, Niphatidae. Gene Ontology annotation, biological process: lipid metabolic process.
UUUAAUCCUCAUAUCCUGGCUGCUCAGACCAUAGAUUAUAUCCUGCUCAUUUGACUUCGUAAUGGCUAGCCAAGAGAAUCAAGAGAUGCAGUCAAAUAAAAGACAGUUCACAUGGAAGGAAUUAAGUCAGCUCAAUAAAAGACACAACGCUCACGUUGCUUACAAAGGGAAGGUCUACGAUGUCAGUAGCUUUGUUCCGAAUCAUCCAGGCGGCGUAGACCAGAUCAUGAUGGCUUCGAGUCACGAUAUCACCAACAUCUUUGAGCUUUAUCACAAACCAGAGACCGUUAACCAUAUCCUCGAGAAGUAUUAUGUUGGUGAUCUGAUUGAUAACGAAAUGCCUGUAUAUAGCAAUGAGGAUUCAGAUUUCUUUUUAACACUGCAGAAAAGGGUACGAGACUACAUGAAGUCUCAGAAGCUAGAUCCUAAAUUUGACCCAAGGAUGUUCUUUGUCUAUUUUAUUUUCACGUUCCUAAUCUGGACCUGUUGGUAUAUCAUGAUGAGGCUCAGCUCAUUUCUGUUACUCAGUUCAGUGUUUGCAAUUGGUUGGGGAGUUAGCUCGGGUGUAUCAGCACUCACGCUAGGACACGAUUCAAGUCACUAUGCAAUUACUCAUAAGCCAUGGGUCUGGAAAGCGCUCAAGUUUGUAACUGGACUCAAUAUUGGUUUCUGCUUAUACACUUGGUCUUAUCAGCAUAUCUAUGGUCAUCAUAAGUUUACAAAUGUUGAAGGCUCUGAUCCAGAUAUUGUGACAACUAAAAAUGUACAUUCAAUCUGGCGUAUUAAAAAGCAGCAGCCGUGGAUUUCACGUUACCUUUACCAACAUAUAUACAUGCCAUUUGUAUUCAGUUUGCUUACUAUAAAAAUCAAAUUGCAAGACUUUCAUACAAUGUACAUCUUAAAGAAAGGGCCAGUACGAAUGAAUCCACCCACACCAAUGAUCUGGGCCGAGUUUUUCUUCGUUAAAACGUUUCAUGUAUUUAUGCUGUACUAUGUACCCCUCUACUACAUGACGUGGUCACGAAUGCUACUUUUGAAUUUGAUUUAUGAGCUGAGCUUUGGAUUUUAUCUUGCUUUCUUGACACAGAUAACUCACGUUAACACAAAGGUUAUUUGGCCCGAUCCUGAUGAAGCCAAGAAAGUAUACACACACAAAACUUGGGCUGAACUACAAGUUCUUACAACUACAGACUAUGCUACUGAUGGUUGGCUGUGGACAAUUAUGUCUGGCUCUCUCAACCACCAAAUAGCCCAUCACUUGUUCCCUGGAGUCAUCCAGUCUCAUUAUCGCCACAUUACACCUAUUGUACGCCAGACGUGUAAAGAUUUCGGGAUUCAGUACAACUACGAGGAAGGAUUGAGCGGGACAGUAUACAGCCAUUUUAAGUAUCUCUUGAAUAUGGGGAGAGGAGUAGAAACAAUGGAAGAGUAAUGCGCACAUUUUUUUUAAUGCAUAAUUUUUAUUGUUUUUUUUUUCAUAAAUGCUGUAUUUUUAGGAACAGUAA